UUCCACAUCGGACUGUAAAGAGACAAAGAGGAAAGAUGAGAUGCGGAGUUAUACUACCAGGGGCUGGCAUGGCCCCCCUUCAUCUACGCCACCGCGGCGGCGCUGCCGGUGCCGGAGCUUUUGGGUGGAUGCCGGUCAAGAACCCAGGGCUCCGAGCUGUCGGACUCAAGACUCGCGCCGCCGUGAAGGAGGGUGGCAAGGUUGGAGCGAGCUUCUAUGAUUUGCUUGGAAUCUCGGAGGGUGGGAGCUUGGAGGAGAUCAAGAGAGCUUAUAAGAAGAUGGCGAGGAAGUACCACCCGGAUGUCUCGCCACCGGACCUCGCCAGUGAGUACACGAGAAGGUUUAUUGAGUUACAGGAGGCUUAUGAGACGCUCUCGGAUCCCGGUCGCCGGGCUAUGUACGAUAGAGACCUUGCUCGAGGGCUCCAGUUUGCGCUAUCGUCAAGGAGGCGGUUCGAUCAGGAACUGGAAGAGAAAGCUGCAUGGAAGAACAGAUGGCAAGAUCAGCUUGAAACAUUGAAGAUGCGAAGCAAGCAAAGGGAUUCAAUGGAGAACUUGUCAUGGGGAGCUCGAAUGCGCCAGGCAAAGGGAUGAAUCAUUAAUGCAAGUUUGAUUGUAAAUCUGGCCCAAGUAAUGGUAUAUCACCAAAAUAAUAUACCACGCAAUAUAUAGGUUAUUCUGGUUGUAUCCAAUCUGUCACCAGAUAUAGGUCUGUUGUCUGUAUACAAGGCUUUAUUGGCAAUAAAGCCACUGUACAUAAGGGGAGAUGUUUUGCAAUGUUUGCAGUAAGGCUUGGGUAACUUACAAGGUGUGCUUGGCUGUGUUUCUCUGUGUAUAUAAUGCUGAGUCAUGUGCCUUAACCGCAACCAGGGAACGUUUGUGACUUGUGUAUGGCUAAUGAAAAGCUUUGACUAAUUGAUGAUUUUCUAA
Molecule: messenger RNA, 929 nt
Organism: Dioscorea cayenensis subsp. rotundata (Guinea yam)
Lineage: Eukaryota; Viridiplantae; Streptophyta; Magnoliopsida; Dioscoreales; Dioscoreaceae
Product: chaperone protein dnaJ 20, chloroplastic-like
Exons: 2
Coding region: 36-593 (185 amino acids)
Cellular component (GO): chloroplast
Source: RefSeq, a predicted model, not a curated record